AUGCCACCAGGAGGAAAUUUCUCUGAUAACCCUAAUUUCCACGGGACACACUCUGACGUGGUGUUGCAUUUGAAGGUCUUAUGUGCACAGGUGAAGGUGGUUAAGUUCAGCUACAUGUGGACGAUAAAUAACUUCAGCUUUUGCCGGGAGGAAAUGGGAGAAGUGUUAAAGUCGUCCACUUUCUCAGCAGGGGCCAACGAUAAAUUAAAAUGGUGCCUAAGAGUGAAUCCUAAGGGUCUGGACGAGGAGAGCAAAGACUACCUGUCUCUGUAUCUCCUUCUCGUUUCGUGCAACAAAUCAGAAGUCAGAGCAAAGUUCAAAUUUUCUAUUCUUAAUGCCAAAAGAGAAGAAACCAAAGCAAUGGAGAGCCAACGUGCUUACAGGUUCGUCCAAGGUAAAGAUUGGGGCUUCAAGAAGUUCAUCAGGAGAGACUUCCUCUUGGACGAGGCGAACGGACUCCUGCCCGACGAUAAACUCACGAUAUUCUGUGAGGUCAGCGUGGUGGCGGACAGCGUGAACAUUUCUGGACAGAGCAACACUAUACAAUUCAAAGUCCCGGAAUGCCGGCUGCCCGACGACCUGGGGUUACUAUUCGAAAACCAAAAAUUCAGCGACGUCACGCUAACGGUCUGCGGGAGGGAAUUUCAGGCGCACAAAGCCAUACUUGCGGCACGAAGUCCGGUCUUCUCGGCGAUGUUCGAGCACGAGAUGGAGGAGAGGAAACAGAACCGCGUGGACAUCACCGACGUGGACCACGAGGUUUUAAGGGAAAUGCUGCGAUUCAUUUACACGGGAAAGGCGGCGAAUCUGGAAAAAAUGGCGGACGAUUUGCUGGCGGCGGCGGAUAAAUACGCGUUAGAGAGGCUGAAGGUAAUGUGCGAGGAAGCACUGUGCACGAGUUUAGCCAUCGAGAACGCAGCCGAUAUCCUCAUUCUUGCUGAUCUUCAUAGCGCUGAUCAACUCAAGGCGCAAGCCAUAGACUUCAUUAAUACACACGCGACAGACGUGAUGGACACGGCAGGUUUCAAGUCGAUGGUGAACUCUCAUCCGCAUCUCAUAGCGGAAGCGUUUCGAGCAUUGGCCACCCAACAGAUACCACCUAUCGGACCGCCCAGGAAACGAGUGAAACAGAGCUGAAAACAGUCACCGUUAACUCCGGGCACGACCUCCACAUCGCCCCCGCCUAUUUUGCAUCCCUCAUGACUUUUUGUGUACAGUGAUACGAGUAGUGUUCUAAAUAAAUGUUUCCUAGUGCGCCAUCCUCUGGUCCACUCGAAAGGAACUGCGUCGAAGGGACUAUCUCAUGGUUUUCAUGCUGGUGUUAGUGGUUCACGGGGAAGGGCAACCGGUUCGGCCAGUUCGGAGCAAGAAGAAAGCAUAGAUUGUGCUCAGGGAGAGAGAUUCUCUUGUAAUUCAGUGAGUCGUCGACAUUGGAGGAGAAGUGUCUAUCACAGAACGUAGUGGGGAACACGACGGGUGUGAGGGGAAAAAUUAAGAUGAUAAUGAUAAUGAAUUGUUGGAACCAGGGUUUGGACAACGGGACACGACAUGGUACUCUUUUUGCAUUGUGCGUGUGUUUUCAUUCUACAAUGCCACUGAAUUGUCAGCGAUUUGUCAAUGCGCAUCGUUAGGGUCACUCAUGGAUUUGCUUUCGUUUCUACCACAAGAGGAUAAUCUGGAAUCGCUAAACCAUCCGUAUUGAAAGAUAUAAAAGCAGCCAGUGGACCAAGGCGAGAUUGAAACUCGCUGAAAUUGCUACAACAUACAUAUUACACGUACACGAAGCGCAUACACACAGAUAUACACGUACAUAAACACACAGAGAGAGACACAAUGCACGAAGGAAGUUGUGAUAGACGUCGGCCAGACGAUUAAAACAUUUUGUUCCUUUGUCGAAAAAGAAAAAAAAAAAAUGAAACGGAUCAAACGAUGUCCCACGCUUGUUCGUUGUGCAACGAGCAAGAGAAAAGUUAGAUACUAUGUUUACUACCGAUAGUGAUUUUUAGUUAUAUAAAAACAAGGAAAUGAUGAACGUCAAACUCUUCCGGAAUGGAGAAAAUGAUUCUAGUUAGUGUUUUUUAUGAUCUCUUUCUCUCAACAUGUACGACUACUACUAUGAUUACUAUUAAUGCUACGCAAUCUGUGCCCCGUAUUUUUGUAUAUUUUUUGUCUGCAGAUACCGCCCUACGUCCCCCUCCCUCUAAUGCGGCCUUUUUCUCUCCCCCCCCCCCUUUAUCACUAGGCACAGUUUGUUUUGUUUUCUCGAGUAUUGCAUAGUAGAAGAAGUGAUAGAUUCGAAUUAUUAUUAUUAUUAUUAUUAUUAUUAUAUUAUUAUUAUUGUAUUAAAUUUAGGGUUGUCCAUAAUUUAUCGAAUUUUAUGUUGAUUAUUAUUGAAAUGUCUAUCGUACUUGUGCGCAGGAUACAUGUAUUAAUUAGAGAUGUUACGAGAGCCGCAUUAAAUGAGUCGAUGGCACGUUAUUAGAAAGAAAAUAAUGGGGCGAAUCACGAAAAUGAGAACAAACAAAAAAAAAAAAAACGAGAGAUGAUGGAUGAAUCUAAGAAGUUGUAUAAAUAAAAGUUAGUCAAUUAUAUAGAACGAAAAAAUAUUAAUCGUUUUUUAUGUAAUUAAUUAAUGAAUUGCGAAUUCGUGUGGUCAAUGAUCUGAAUUAUGGGCAACCAAGAAGGCAAACAAUAAUCAUCAUUUAGUACUGUACUGGCUUCCUGAUCCUGCGACCUAGCUUUACCGAAUGUUUUAAAUAUGAGAAAUACCAUACCAUUACAGGAGUAAUGAUAUUGACGAUUUAAUGCCAUACAUGUUCUGUGAUAAGACCACUGUAAUUACCGCAAUUGUAUCACAACCUUUCUAGAACUUCUGACGAUCCUGGCAGCCAGUGAAUUUAUCUUUUAAGAAACGGUCGCUAAUCCGGACAGUCCCAAAUCUAGCGUCCCUUUCGAUUUUAAGAUUUUUACUGUACAUAUCUACUGUAUUUUAUAAGAACUGAACCGAAUGGAACCAUACUUUUAUGAAGGGUACAAUAACCAACUAUAAUUUAUUCUAUUUUACAGACUGUGCUAAACUCAUGUUCCUUGAAACACUAGCAAUGCUUUAAGUAAAUGUAAUAUGUAAUAACAGACAAAUUAAUACGAUUAGAACGUAUUUGUGUCCCACUGAUCUCGACAUGUUACGUGCAUUUCGUCGUUACCACGGCGCGAAUGUGUUUCUAUCGAGAUUAAGUGAUAAAGGAAACAACAACAAAAAAAUGGAUCCUAUGAGAAACAUAGUUAGGGAACGAUUUUCCACCGUUUUUUACACGAUGUUUAUUUCAGUCAUAGAUCGUUAGAGCUUAAUCGAAACGAUAGAAUACGUGGGGGAAAAUAAAUAGCAAAAAAUAAAUGUAAGCGAUUUAAGGAACAGAUUUUGGCCGUGCUCGCUCAGAUUUUAAAAUUUGAACAGAUGAAGAAACAAAAAAAAAAGAAAAGAAAAUCUACGUCCAUUCUACCCAUUCUAUCUUUGGGACUGUGCGGCGAAUAUCUCAUGAAACUCGUAAUGUUGAAUGUCUUUUUCCUAAAAAAAAAAAAAGAAAAAAAGUCGAAACUAAUAUUAAUCUGUACGACAGUUCGAAAAAAUAUUAGAUGCAAUUCUUUGAACCAAUUUGCAUGAGCGUAUGACUGGAUAAUUUGAUAAACUAAGUACAAGUAAGACAAGUGUUACCUCAUCAUGAAAAUCAGCAUGUUCGUGUCGCGCUAGCUACUACUGCGUUGCUGUCUGAUACACACUUCCGUUGUAUAUUGCAUUUAAACUCGAAAGCUUUUUGUAACGAAUAGUUCAGCAGUGGUAGCUUCUCGAAGUACACGGCUGCUGUUCAUCGAACCCAGCUCAUACAAACGUUCAUUUUUCCAUUUACUUUAAGUCAUUGCACCACAUCAAAUAAAUGACAUUUUCAUUAUAUAA
This is a messenger RNA of Hylaeus anthracinus, 3952 nucleotides long. It is a transcript of the gene rdx, whose product is annotated as protein roadkill. The record is from RefSeq and is a predicted model, not a curated record. The coding region runs from base 1 to 1137 and encodes 378 amino acids. Gene Ontology annotation, molecular function: ubiquitin protein ligase binding. Gene Ontology annotation, biological process: regulation of proteolysis; proteasome-mediated ubiquitin-dependent protein catabolic process. Gene Ontology annotation, cellular component: nucleus; cytoplasm. The transcript has 7 exons. NCBI's taxonomy places the organism in Eukaryota, Metazoa, Arthropoda, Insecta, Hymenoptera, Colletidae.